Molecule: messenger RNA, 1145 nt
Organism: Ctenocephalides felis (cat flea)
Lineage: Eukaryota; Metazoa; Arthropoda; Insecta; Siphonaptera; Pulicidae
Product: MIP18 family protein galla-2-like
Exons: 4
Coding region: 258-1004 (248 amino acids)
Biological process (GO): iron-sulfur cluster assembly
Cellular component (GO): cytosolic [4Fe-4S] assembly targeting complex
Source: RefSeq, a predicted model, not a curated record
GGUUCAAGUGCUUCGACAAAAAUGUCUGUCUGAUAAUUGUAUAAUGUGUUCAAUGAACACAAUACGUUGUGCAAGUGCAAAGACUAUUAUGACAAUUGUGUAAAGUGUUCUAAUAAAUUGUAAGUACAGUUGUCACCAAGUGCCAGCAGAUUUGAAGGUCUUUCGAGCACAGUUUUUCCAUCAAUGAAGUUGAAGCGGUCGUUGUUGAAUAUUGCCAACCGGUGUGAAGUUACUAAACAAGUAGUGUGUUAAAUAACAUGGAACGUGAUGUUUUAGAAAAUGUAAAUCCUCACGUCUUUGAAAAGUUACCGCCACGUUUAUUGACAAAAGACUGUGAUAGAGGUUAUGAUCCUGUUGAUUCUAGAGAGAUUUUCGAUUUGAUUUGCACCAUAAGGGACCCCGAGCAUCCUAUGACCCUUGAAGAACUGGGAGUAGUCACUUUACAAAACAUACAAGUUGAUGAUGAAAAAAGCAUUGUUAAAAUUAACUACACUCCUACAAUACCACACUGCAGCAUGGCUACUCUAAUAGGUCUAUCCAUCCAUGUAAAAUUAAUCAGGACUUUAGCUUCUAGAUUCAAAGUUACUGUAGAAAUCACACCUGGGACCCAUGCUUCUGAACAUGCUAUUAAUAAACAAUUAGCCGAUAAGGAACGAGUGGCUGCAGCUAUGGAAAAUAAGCAUUUGUCAGGGGUCAUAGAUCAGUGUAUAUGUUUCGAUGAUACGACCAGCGAUAAUAAAGUUAUUGAAGAUGUUGACGAUGGUAUGAAAAGACAAGUUUUUGGAGAAACUUAUGAGUUGCUGUAUAAAUUGAAUGUAAAAGUUGAUACUGUGGGGAAGUAUGAUUUUUUGAAAGAGUCUGAUCCACAAUUGUAUAGGGAUUUUAUAUUUUUGGAAAAUGUUAAUGAAGAUUUGGUUAAUAGAUUGAGAGAAAGGCAUGUGGAAAAGCCUAAAGUUACAGAGAAGGAUAUUUUGGCAGAUUUAGAGUACUUAAUGGCGUGUUGAAAUGAUACUAUAAUUGGAGACAUUAUGAAUGACUUUAUAUUUAUACAGCUAAAUAUUAAAUCUAAUCUUUGUUUAAGUACUGCGUUUAAUGUUUUUAUUUUAAAUUUGAAUGUUCAUUUACUUCAGGAUUAUGAACUAUUG